AUGCACUUAAUGACUCUCCAGCCUCCCUCACUCCCUCCCUCACCACUCCCUCCCCACGGCCUCCCUCACCCCCUCCCUCACCACUGCCUCCCACAUUCCCUCCCUCACCACCACCUCCUCCCUCCCUCCCUCACCCCCUCCCUCAUCACGGCCUCCCUCACCCCCUCCCUCACCACUGCCUCCCUCACCACGGCCUCCCACACUCCCUCCCUCACCACCUCCUCCCUCCCUCACUCACUCCCUCCCUCACUCCCUCCCUCACCACUGCCUCCCUCACACCACGGCCUCCCACACUCCCUCCCUCCCUCACCACUCCUCCUCCCUCCCUCACUCACUCCCUCCCUCACUCCCUCAUCACGGCCUCCCUCACCCCCUCCCUCACCACUGCCCCCCUCACCACCUCCUCCCUCCCUCACUCACUCACUCCCUCCCUCACUCCCUCAUCACGGCCUCCCUCACCCCCUCCCUCACCACUGCCCCCCUCACCACCUCCUCCCUCCCUCACUCACUCACUCCCUCAUCACAGCCUCCCUCACCCCCUCCCUCACCACCUCCUCCCUCCCUCACCGCUGCCUCCCUCACUCACUCAUUCAUUCCCUCCCUCCCCCCCCCCCCUCCCUCCCUCACCCCCUCCCUCACCACGGCCUUUCACACUCCCUCCCUCACCGCCUCCUCCCUCCCUCACCACCCCCUCCCUCCCUCACGCCCUCCCUCACCACUACCUCCCAGAAAUAA
Knipowitschia caucasica is the source of this 735-nucleotide messenger RNA. Lineage: Eukaryota; Metazoa; Chordata; Actinopteri; Gobiiformes; Gobiidae. The record is from the annotation of a GenBank genome assembly.